Molecule: messenger RNA, 749 nt
Organism: Homalodisca vitripennis (glassy-winged sharpshooter)
Lineage: Eukaryota; Metazoa; Arthropoda; Insecta; Hemiptera; Cicadellidae
Exons: 4
Coding region: 115-651 (178 amino acids)
Source: RefSeq, a predicted model, not a curated record
AUUUUGGAUGCGAGAGCUGAAAAAUGUGCUAACACCUACUUUCAGCACUGUGACAAAACAUUGCCGGAGGAGAAAUUACGUAAAUUAUCAGAUAUAAGAGAAAUUCUAAUUGCUAUGGAUGAAGUUGAUGCAUUUUGCAGUGAUACGAACAGAGCCAUGGAUUGCCAGAUUGGGGCGGGCAUGGAAUGUUACUCCCACAAGUAUAAAUCUGAAUCUAUACUAGAGGCUUUUUUUGCCAACAGCAGACUUCUGUACAAGUGCAUCUGCGACCCGGUUUUCCAAGCAGAGUACCUGCAACACAAAUCCUGUAUCAAGGUGAUCAUCAAGGACUGGAACGACUGUAUUAGCCAGUUUUAUAGUUUGAUUACAAACUCAAAUUUCAGUAUGGAUUCCACAUUACCCAAGCAGUGCAGUGCCAGAGACGGUUUCCUUAAGUGCGUAUACGACGCAAGCACAUUCAAAUGCGAGAAAGAGGGGGCUCUUUUCAUCAAGAAGUUCGCUGACAAUCUGUCCAAUCUUUGGAUGUACCCAGAGACCUGCGGUAAUGUAGAUAUGACAUUCUGUACCGGAGAAGCAACGGCCCUCACUAUUAAUUUCCUUACUCCUUGGCUACUGUUGUUAUUACUGUCUCUUAUAAAAGAAAUGUAUUAAUCCUUGUAUAUACUAUUUUGUUAAGCACUUUAAAAACCUCUAUUUAUAUUUUAAGGAGAUGUAGAUCACAUUUACAUUAAAUGUAUUUGUAUUAUGAA